This is a messenger RNA of Lycium ferocissimum, 3157 nucleotides long. RefSeq names its product clathrin coat assembly protein AP180-like. Gene Ontology annotation, biological process: vesicle budding from membrane; clathrin coat assembly; clathrin-dependent endocytosis. Gene Ontology annotation, molecular function: 1-phosphatidylinositol binding; SNARE binding; clathrin heavy chain binding. The transcript has a single exon. Gene Ontology annotation, cellular component: clathrin-coated pit; clathrin-coated vesicle. The coding region runs from base 402 to 2663 and encodes 753 amino acids. The record is from RefSeq and is a predicted model, not a curated record. NCBI's taxonomy places the organism in Eukaryota, Viridiplantae, Streptophyta, Magnoliopsida, Solanales, Solanaceae.
UCACAUCUGAAACAGAAACGCAAUUACUGAUCCAAAGGAAGGAAAAAAGAAAAAGAAAAAACUAUUUUUCUACUGCCUUCUAGACUCACUCCUCUCUCUCCCCCUCAUCAAAGCACCAACUCUUGUCAUCAAUAAAUUUUACUAUCAAAGUACAAAUCUUCUUGAUUUGAUCUCUUAUAUGAUCAAACGGCUUAGAGAAAGAUAAAAACGCAACAUCUCAUAGUUUUGAACCGAACUCCAAUAACUUUUAUGUGAGGUACUUCUUUUGAUUUGAAAAAGGGGUCGCCUUUUUUAUUUUUGUAAAGAAUUUAUGAUUAGUUACAUGAUCAGAUUUUCAUGUAAGUAUUCUGCAUUAAUCUUAAAAAUCGGACAAAAGAAAAAGAAGAGAGCAUUAGCCUAACAUGCCAAGCAAGCUAAAGAAGGCAAUAGGUGCAGUGAAAGACCAAACUAGCAUUAGCCUUGCCAAAGUUUCCAACAACGCUUCCUCAACCCUCGAAGUGGCUGUCCUAAAAGCCACCACACACGACGAUGUCCCUGUCGAUGAGCGUUACAUUCACGAGGUUGUCCAAUUAGUCUCUUCCAACAAGGCCUACGCGGCUGCCUGUGCACGUGCCAUUGGCAAACGCAUUGGUCGUACUAGGAAUUGGAUCGUCGCCCUCAAAUCAUUAAUGCUUGUCCUUAGAAUCUUCCAAGAUGGUGAUCCUUAUUUCCCUCGAGAAGUCCUUCAUUCAAUGAAACGUGGGGCCAAAAUUCUCAACCUUUCCAAUUUUCGCGAUGAUUCAAAUUCUAGCCCUUGGGAUUUCACUGCUUUUAUUAGAACGUUUGCACUAUAUCUUGACGAGCGCUUGGAUUGUUUCCUCACCGGAAAACUCCAAAGGCGGUGCAAUUAUAAGGACCGGGAGACUUCCAACUAUUCACGGAGUAGCAGUGAUUGUAGCAGGAGUAGGAGGAGCAGGAGCAGGACUAAUGAGGCGAUACGUGAAAUGAAACCACCAAUGCUACUUGACAAGAUUUCGUAUUGGCAAAGAUUGCUCGAAAGGGCAAUUGCUACAAGGCCAACAGGUGAGGCCAAGACCAAUUCUCUAGUGCAAAAUGCUCUGUACGCCGUGGUACAAGAAAGUUUUGAUCUUUACAAGGAUAUUUCUGAUGGCCUUGCACUUGUUCUUGAUAGUUUCUUUCAUUUACCAUAUCAAACAUGUGUAAAUGCCUUUCAAACUUGUGUUAAAGCCGCGAAGCAAUUUGAGGAGAUCAACACAUUUUAUUCGUUCUGUAAAAGCAUAGCUGUUGGCAGGACAUCAGAAUAUCCAAGCGUGCAAACAAUAACUGAGGAGUUAAUUGAGUCAUUACAAGAAUUUCUUAAGGACCAAUCUUCAUUUCCAGUAAAAUCUUCAGGAGAUUUGGUUCUUCAAGGGCCAGGCUCAAUGAAGUCAUCAAGAAGUAGGUUUGAUAGUUAUGGCGGACAAUCUGAACUCUCUUAUGCAACGACUGAGCCAUAUUCGGAAAGGAGUGAAACUCCUUCUGGGAACGGUUCGCCUUGUAGUUCACUAGAAGAUCUCAUAAGAGCCACUGUCACUGGGCGGAGUCCCUCCAUUUCAAUUGAUUUGGAGGCCUACUCGGAUAUUCAGUUUAAGAAGCAAUUUAAUGAAGAUGUGUGUGAUACAGGUUCUGCAAGGUCAUUGCCAGUGUCCAUGAUUGAUCUUGUUUCAUUAUCAGAAGAUAAUGGAAAUGAUGACAACGAAGAAGUACAAGAUCAGAAGCAACGACAACCUGUUGCAGAGAAAGUGAAAGAAGCUAACUAUAAAGAAGCUAAACAUGAACAGAACAAGGACAAAACAAAGCUAUUAUCAGAUUCAAGUUCAGUGAAAGGAUGGGAAGCUGUACUAAAUGAGGCAUUAAUGCCAUCUUCGCCAUCUUUUAACGCCUUUCCAGAAAAACAAGAACCAAAAGAAGUGUCAAGAAAUGGAACGAAUGAGUUGCCUGUUAAGGCUUCUUCAAGCAAUGGUUGGGAUUUGGCACUAUUUGAAGCAACCCCACAAACAAAAUCAGUACAACCCAUGCCUAAUAGUGCUGCUAACAACACUUCCACAUCGCGAUUGCCAUUGCCAUCUUUCAAUGCCUUCCAAGAAAGGCAAGAACCAGAACAAGUAUCAAGAAAUGGAGCAAGUAGUGUUUUGGAUAUGGUAUUAUUUGAAGCAACCCCACAAACAAAAGCACCAUUUUCCAUGCCUGCUACCUCUAACAAUGGUAACAGCUUCAACUUUUCUUUUUUGGACGAAUUGUAUAAUCAAAAUACAUCGUCGUAUUUCCCAAGUAGUGGCCUAAAUUCACAAUCAAUUACUUCAUCCACCACCUUGCCAGCUUCUAAUUACAACCCGUUUUUACAAGACACGUCGAUGGAGCAGCCUGCAACCCCAAAUAUGGAUACUAACACAGCUGCAGGCAUGUUUUUAUCAGCGCCUGUGCCUACAUUUCAAGCAACACCAGCUUUUAGGGGUCAAAAUUCUUCAUCACCAGUGCAUAGUGAUUUGCAUUCCGAUCCUUUUGGGUCGUUUCCGAGUAGUGAUCAGAUGUUAAAUGGCACAAUGAGUCAGACAGAUUUUUCGCAUGAACAACAGUUAUGGUUACAGAACCAAAACAAGAUCAUAGCUAAGCAUUCGUCUUAAUUUUUGUUUCUUUAAACUUAGAUGCCAAUUUUGAUCUUAGGGUUACCCUUUUGCUUUUAGUCUUCUUUUGAUCUUGCACUUUCACUAUGCCAUUGUUCAAUCCGCUUUCGUCAUGUUUCUGAGUUUGAAUUAGAAUAAUAAAUUUGCAUGGCAGAAAGUCAAAAAUCUGAAACUACUUUCCGGAGAGGGAAGAUACAAACAUUCAAAAACAUUUUUAAUAACAGUUGUUGAAGAUUGUGACUAUGUCAUCUAAGAGCUUGAAUUAUUAGAAAUAACGUGUCUUUAUUUACUUAAUUAUGGCUUUAACAGACUUGAUCUGAAUCAUAGUUCAGAUUCAAAGUUUUCUCCGGUGAGAGUUACCUCAAAAGCUAAGUGACCGAAAACAUAUUCUACUGAGCACAAUUAGACAUUAGUGCUCUCUCCAUUAUAUGCAUCUGCCUUAACCUUUUUUUUAAUACCAAACAUUCUCUUCUGGAAUAAAAUUCCUAGUACUG